AACACGAUCACGUGACCCCCACAGCACGUCUGUAAACACGGUGUGUUUCUGCGGCUUUACAACUUGCAUAGGUCCAUUUGAUAUCUAUACACGUAAAAGAUGGCGGUGGACGCAGGAACGCCGUAUUUCUUCGGUGAUAUCGGCUUCUGGUCAGAGAGGACAGAAGUCCACAAGGCUGCGUAUCAAGGGCAGGUGUCCCAUCUGCAGAGCCUGAUCCAGAGUGGAGCAUCAGUGAAUAUUGUAGCUGUUGAUUCCAUCACUCCUCUCCAUGAAGCAGCUAUCCGAGGACAGACACAGUGUGUGAGGCUGCUACUGGAUGCUGGAGCCCAGGUAGAUGCGAGGAACGUGGACGGCAGCACUCCUUUGUGCGAGGCCUGUUCUGCUGGAAGCUCUGAAUGUGUACAGCUGCUCCUCGAGUAUGGAGCAAUGGUUAACCCCGCCCUGACCUCUCGCACCACCUCUCCACUGCAUGAGGCCUGCUUGGGAGGAAACGCUGAUUGCGUAAAGCUCAUGAUAGCAAAGGGGGCAAGUCUGGAAGCCUAUGAUCUGUACAACGGCACUCCUCUUCAUGUAGCCUGCUCUACCCAAAACCUCGAGUGUGUCAAGGUGAUACUCAAUGCAGGAGCGAAAGUGAAUGCUGUCCGGCUGCACGAGACAGCGCUACACCACGCCGCGAAGGCCAACAACGUCGAAAUGAUCGAGCUGCUGGUGGAGUUCGGGGCAAACAUCUACGCCAAAGACAAACACGAGAGGAAGCCUGUUGACUACACCAAGCCCGAGACACCAGCUGCUCUGUGUCUGCGGCUUUACGAGAGUUGUCCUCUCUCUCUGCAGCAGCUUAGUCGUAUCAGACUGAGGCAUGUCCUGGGCACUAGAGCGCUGCAGAUCAUCACCAAACUCAACCUACCCAAUUUCAUCAUUCGCUACCUCUCAUAUCUGUGAGAUACACACACACACACACACACACACACACACACACACACACACACACACACACACACACACCACCACCACCACAUGCUCCCUCAGGGCUGGAACAACUCAGAGCUUCAGUAUGAGCUUUAUAUAUCUCACAUUUCUUACCUGUUAAUAUAUCCAUAUAUUUAUUAUUUGAAUAUUAUUUAUAAAAGUUGGGAUGCACUUUCUUGCUUAUGGUACAUCUUGAUUUUUGACUGAUCAAUUAAAGCAUUAGCCUUUGUAAAUAUCAGAGCAAAGCACUUGGGACAUCCUCAGUACUGUUUAGUAAAGAAAGCCAGAGGAUGUAGAAGUAUGAGAUUCUACCAGCUGUCUGCACUCAGGAACUUCUCUGAACGCAACACGCGAGACUCUGAAGUGGCAGUACAUUAGUUACCUUGACUACAGCUGUGUAGCGUGAACAACAUUCAACCAGCCUGAAGCGGAUUCAGGCAGCUUCAUCUGAAACACUUUCCAAACGGAGUCUGCAGACCUGACAACUUGUUGUAGCACGGAAUCCACAGACAUUCUGUAGAGCAUAACUAGACCUGCUUCAUUUUAUAAGCUGGCCUUUGAACGUAACAGUAAGGGGACAAAAAUCAUUUAUAUACCUAUUAUGAAGCCAGUUAUAUUUUGCACUGACUUUUAACUUACUUAGCCACAUUAAUACAACUCGCAGGUACAGCAGGAAGAACUCUAUUGUAUAAGGGGAAUACCAUCUCCUAAUUACAGACAGAAACUACUCAAAAUACUUAUUUUUUUACUUAUGAUUAUUAUUAUUGGCGCGUUCAGUGGGAGGAAUCUUCAUUCUCUGGUAACUGCAGCAUCCUUGUCCUAAGAAAUGAAUACGGUACCAAGUCUGUGACUCACCAAAACACACUUUGUCACAAAUCACGUGUGUACUCUUUUACACAGUUACCGCAUACUGUUUUACCAAUCAUGCAUAGAUUCUAAAAUUCUGAAAUGUCUUAUAUCAUUCAAUUCUCCCAUAUAAGUUUUCAAUGGAAGAAACAGAUCCUGACAACUGUCAUGAUGCUGUGAUUUCUAUGUAACAUUUCAUGCUUUGAUUUUUGUCUCAUUAUUGUCAAGAGAAAAGAAAAAAAAACAAGCUUGUGAAAGAUUCAUUAUUUGUGGCUGCUAAAAUAGAUUUAGCCAUUCUAUAAAUGUUCUAAGGAACGAACAUUCGAAACAAUUAUUAAUAGAUAAGAGUAUGUUGCACUUGAGUCAAUCAAAUGUGUUUGCCAUUAACUGCAUUAUAAGAGGAAUACAACUUUCAGAAUGUGUAACACUUCUCCCAUUUAACAACACUCCACAGCUGAGUAUAUCGUGCUUGUGCUGUUUACAGUAAUAAAACAAGUAAUGUGCCAGUGAUAUCAUUAGAAUGAAAAAUCCUAUUACUAACAUGUGCUCAAUUUAUUGUUGUGUCUGUAUCAACUUAACAUUAUUGACUAGCCCCUAUCGCUAUUAGCACAUAGCAUUUUACACACUCACUUGGAUUAUUUUGCUCAGUUUAUGUUCUUAAAUAUUCUCCCACUUGUGUCACAAUUUCAAUUUAUUGUUGAAUAUUGUUGAACAUUUUAGAAUAUUAGUUAAAAUAUUAUGUGCAUGUGUAUUUGUGCAUGUGCUCUUUUCUAGUGCCAGUUGUAGUGCUAAAUUAGCACUUUCCAAGUUUGUAGAAUUCGAGUUAUAUUUAUAUUAAGUUUGUAAUCUUGCGUACCAGUGUAGAUUUAUUCAUUACUAGAGACUCAAAGCACUUUUGUACGUCGCUCUGGAUAAGGGCGUCUGCUAAAUGCCACAAAUGUAAUGUAAAUGUUGUAGUUAGUGCCUGUUAUACAAGGGUCUUUAAACAUUUUAAAUUUGUGAUUGUGCCAUAAUGAUCUAUUAUGGGUCAUUACUGACCAAGAUUAAAGGAGCAGUCACGUCAGAUUUACGCCUCACCAUUUUAUCUGCUUGGGUGAAGUGAAAACAAGGCAAUUAUAGCUGUAGUGCUACCAUGUAAUGAUUCGAAGGUAGCGGUGUAGCUUGUUUGAAGUUAUAAAUUUGAAGUGAUGAUAAUCAGUUCUAAAUACUGUCGGAGGCAAGAAUUCGUUUUUGCUAAGAAAUAGACAUUAAUUGUUUUUUUUUUUUGUUUUGUUUUUUUACUUGUGUGCCAACUCAUAAUUAGUCAGUGUUCGACCUCACCAUUUUCUUGGAGAAAUAGUAUUUAUUAUUUUAAUAAUUUUGUGUUAUUAAAUAAUAUUUAAUACAACAAAAUAAUAAAUGCAUUUAAUAUUAUAGUAAAUUAUAUCAAAUAUUAUAUAUAAUAUAUUAAAUAGUAUAUUUAAAAUUAGAUGUUAAUUCAAUAAAGGAUAAAUGAGUGGCUUUGUUUAUUUAUCAUUUUUAUCAAUUUUACAUCUUAUGUUUAAAAGGCCUGAGUAUUGAUGAAUUUAUUGAUUUAAGAAUCAGUCUGGUUUGCUUAAGGUCUCGUCUGUCGACUAUUGACUGUCUCGUCUUGGUAUUUUAAUUGCUUUUAUAAUUUAAUCAGUUUUCCACACUUGUAAAGGUCGUUCUAUGAUUCCAAUCUCAUCUACAAAUGUCCUUUUCCCCUUUUUUUCAUAAACAUCUUGAAAAUAGUCUAUAAAUAACUAACUGCACAGAAAUAGCACAGGGAGAAAACUUGUCCUCGUUUGGUUUUGACUGGAGAAAAUGAGUUAUUUCCUUUUCUGGCCUGAUCUGCAGGCCCAGGAGAGAACAUGGCACACUGGCACUUUUCUAAACAGAUGUGAGAAGUGGGCUCAAUAUAAAUUUAAGUCUUCAGGGUAAAGGUUUUUCUCUGUGAAUACAUUUUAUUUAUUAUUUUUUAAGUCUUAGAGAUAAAAAGCAGAGGCUGGCAAGGAAAUGACUGUUUAUAGCUGUUCUAACAUAAGCAAUGACAGAAACUGGUUUGUUUCAUAGAUGUUCCACAGCAUUACCUUUGACUAUAAACAGAUCAAUAUUGUUGGAAUGUUGUUGUGGUAUAAAAAAACUAUAAAAUUGUGUAUAAAUACAUAAAACAGCAGAAAUAGCCCUAAUUCUCCUCAAUUAGCUUUCAAGGAGACAAAUAAAAAUUAUUUUCCUGUUCAGUUCUGAUCUGCAAACUUACAAGGAAAUAACAAGGUGUGAUUAUCUGAGCUUCUCAAGGUGUAAUGGUAGGUAGAUAGAGCUCUUGCGGUAAUGAAUGUCCCAGACGUUGGUCAGUGCCAAAACUAUUAGCACCUUUUAAAAAAAAAGAUCUGUAUUGAGUGGUGGUUAAAGAUUAAAAGAGGACAUUAUUGGUAACACGACGACAAAGCCAGGUGGAGAGAAUAAAUAGCUGUUUUGUGACCUUUUUUUUUUCUCCCUCAUGCUGCUUUUUCUCUAGCAAAUAUCUGGCCAUACUUAUCUACACUAUGUGAACAAAAGUAUUGGGAAGCCUGUAUAGAAUAUCAUUGGGUUUAACUUUUCCGUUUACAAACUAGGAGACCCGAACCUGUUCCAGCAUGACAAUGCACUUUAUGCUCUGCACAAAUCCAGCUCCAUAAACAUAGAGUGAACAUGGGUUGGCCUGCUAUAGAGCUCUAACUUCAACCCUAUUAAACACCUGUAGGAUGAAUGUAAACAUUGACUUCACUCCAGGCCUCAUCAUCUCACCUACAUCAGUACCUGACUUUACUAACACCCUUGUGUCUGAAUGAGCACAAAUCUCCACAAGCACACUCCUGAAUCUAGUGGAACAUCCUCCCAGAAGAGUGGAGAUUACUAUAACCGCAAAUGGGGACUAUAUGUAAAAUGGAAUGUUUAAAAAGCACAUACAAGUCUUAUGGUCAGGUGUCCACAAACAUGUCCAUAUAGUGUAUAUCGAUGUGGGAUGUAUAUAAAAAUUCUCUGAUAUGUGGUAAUAAAUUUGAACUUGCCUGUUUGUAUUAAGAUCAUGUCUAGUAGACACAGUAUGGAUGUAUGUAACUUUAGGGUUAAAAACACUUCUAUUCUGUACAUUUCUUAAUAUUCGAACUAUUGAUUUACUACAUCUUAUCUGAUUGUAUUAAAGCCAAAUGUUCUUUCUGGUUCACAUAUUCUCAACAUCCUUUCAAUACUUGCAUGUCCACAGAGUACUUCUGCAGCACGCUCUUAUAAAACAGUCAAAAAUAGUCAGCAGGCCAGAAAUAGCUCCACUCCCAGAAUAUUUGCUCUGAGUGAACUUUUUUGGGGGAGCGUAUUAUGUUUUUCCUCUUGUGCUAAAGCUGAGGUUCAGCAAGGCCAACGCACUUUAAUUACUAAACAGGCCAGAGAACUGACAGAAGAAUGCAACUGUUCUAACACAGCUAACCCUCCACAGGAAUGACUCUUACCAACACUGAUUUGCAGCUAUGGUUGGAAUUUUUUCUUUUUCAUCUUUGUGAUUAAACCUUUAAAGGACUGACAUUGUUUUCUGCAUCAUUCUGGCUACUUGUAUAAUAAAUAGAGCACAGUAUUAGUAUAGAGCACAGGAGCCAGGUCUGGUAUUGCUGCUGCCCUGCUAUAAGGAAGAAAUCUGUUAUAUAUGUUCAUUUAUUUAAUGCACAGCUGUAAAAAUCAUUGCUGGGCUAUAAACAGCUGUAUUACAUAAUGCUGAUGUGAUGUUUAGAAAAUAGUCACUGUACAUUAUGCACACUUUGUAAAUAAUUAUGAAAUGUUUGUAUGAUGGUUGUCAAUCUUUAAGAAAAUAAAGAAAAUGAUCCUUAAAAA
Molecule: messenger RNA, 5676 nt
Organism: Silurus meridionalis
Lineage: Eukaryota; Metazoa; Chordata; Actinopteri; Siluriformes; Siluridae
Gene: asb13a.2
Product: ankyrin repeat and SOCS box containing 13a, tandem duplicate 2
Exons: 6
Coding region: 100-942 (280 amino acids)
Biological process (GO): intracellular signal transduction; positive regulation of protein catabolic process; protein ubiquitination
Molecular function (GO): protein binding
Source: RefSeq, a predicted model, not a curated record